CUUGGACAGAUCCAUAAAGCAGCUGCUGAGUGAAGAUCUGCAGAGGUGACAGAAGAAGUGCAACCGAGUCCAACAUGAAUGCUGCAAGUUACAGAGACUGCGAGGCUUGGAAGGCAGAGGCUCUCCCACUGACCACCAGCAGUAAUGAGGCGUGCAAACUAUAUGACGCUGUUCUCAGUCAGUAUGUGAAAUGGAAGAAUGAUGAAACCCUGGGAGGAUUAGAAAGAAGCAUUUCUGCUCUCAAGGCUGCUGACCCGAACUUUGUUAUGGGUCAUGUGAUCAGUACGGGGCUGGAUCUGGUGUCAACUGGAGUCUCCGUCAGGUUGGAUCAGCGUCUGGCUGGCGAUGUGAAGCGAACAGUGGAACUGGCAAGCAGCCAGGGCCUCAGUCCCAGAGAGAGGCUCCAUGUCCAGGCAAUGGAGCUCUUCUCACAAGGAAAUUUUCUCAAGGCCAACAUCAUAUGGGAGGACAUCCUGCUCGAUCACCCCACUGAUAUGCUGGCUCUGAAGUUCUCUCACGACUCGUACUUCUACAUCGGAGCCCAAAACCAGCUGAGGGAUUCUGUGGCCAGAGUGCUGCCCUACUGGAAGCCGCAGAUGCCUUUAUACAGCUAUCUGAAAGGAAUGUACUCCUUUGGUCUCCUUGAGACUCGUUUCUAUGACCAAGCUGAGAAAGAAGCCAUGGAGGGUCUCGCUCUAAAUCCUGGAGACGCCUGGGCGGUGCACUCUGUUGCACAUGUGUGUGAAAUGAGAGCGGAACUGGAUAAAGGCCUAAAGUUCAUGGAGAGCAGAGAGAAAGACUGGAAGGUAUGUGACAUGCUGGCCAGUCACAACUAUUGGCACUGGGCUCUAUACUUCAUUGAGAAGGGGGAGUAUGAAGCCGCUCUGGAGAUUUUGGAUUCCCAGAUAAUCAAACGCUGUAAAGCAUCAGGAUCCAUGUUGGACAUGGUCGACGCCAGCUCAAUGCUCUACAGGCUGGAAAUGGAGGGUGUGUGUGUGAAGGACCGUUGGCGAGAGGUGCUCCAGGUUACUGAACCUCACACUGAUGAUCAUGUGACCCUGUUUAACGACGUCCACUUUCUCAUGGCGUCCCUCGGAGCCAAACAGAGCGCGACUUCUCAGCGUCUGCUCGAGGGCCUGCAGGAAUUGGCCAAAAAGCCUGGAGACAACUACCAACAUAAGCUGGCUGGAACCAUCGGUGUUUCAAUGUGUCAGGCCAUGAUGGAGUACGACCAAGGCAACUACAGCCAGGCUGUGGACCUACUGUACCCUUUGCGCUACAGCAUCGUCAAUAUGGGAGGCAGCGAUGCACAGAGAGAUGUCUUCAAUCAACUUCUCAUCCAUGCAGCCGUGAAAUCAGAGGAUAAGCACCAACAGAAACUGGGAAGAUGUCUUCUGCUGGAGCGUGAUGCCAUGAGGCCGGGAUCCCCUAUGACGAGUCGUCUCAUGCAGAGAGCUCUGGCUCUGCACUAGACCGAUAGCAAGGUGUGCCAGAAGUUCCCAUGCAAGAAAAAUGAGGGAACACCAUAAUCUGAUAUGGCAGGGUUUGGCUUUGAGAGAUUAUUUUACAAAAAGAAAGGAGCUUAUCACUGUCAAGAUUUCUGCAUGACACUUUUUAAAAAGUAGAUCUCAGUGGCCUUUGUAUUCCUGACAUGUGAAGCUUAGCAAGUUAACAUAUGUGAACAUUCCUCCAGGCUUUGGCAAAGUAUUCAUGCUACUUUAAAAGAUUGCAUGCUUCAUAGCACGUUCUUUAUAUGAGUUGAUUCUUUCAGCUGACAAACUGUCAAUCAAUACACAGCAGCAUGUCUUUCUUUGACUGAAUUUUAUUAGUAAACGUCACAUUUAAAAAUAAACACUUUCAGAAAUAAAAUCUUCAUGUCAAGAUCAAUAGUAAAA
Notolabrus celidotus (New Zealand spotty) is the source of this 1895-nucleotide messenger RNA. It is a transcript of the gene ttc38, whose product is annotated as tetratricopeptide repeat domain 38. The coding region runs from base 75 to 1472 and encodes 465 amino acids. The record is from RefSeq and is a predicted model, not a curated record. The transcript is spliced from 14 exons. Gene Ontology annotation, molecular function: protein binding. Lineage: Eukaryota; Metazoa; Chordata; Actinopteri; Labriformes; Labridae.